AUGGAAGGGGACCAGCUUCUACUCCUGGCUGAGGCCAUGACGUUGCAGUUGGAGCAGAGACUAGACGAGGUCACACGGGAAAUCACGCUACUGGAGGCCAACCUAACAAGACCUACAUCAAGUUCGACAACUCCUGCUGUUCGACCUACCCCGACUCCGAGACGCCGUCAGUCGACCGGGCCGUUACCUACGCCUAGGCUGGAGCCGCCGCCGCGGCCUACCCCGAGGCCUAGAACACCGCCAGCGAUGAGGCCUGUGUCGCCUCCACCCACGUUUAACACUGGGCCGCAGUUUAUCUCGACCCCCAGUCAGCCGCUAGCAAGUUUGCCAGUGCCAUGUCAGCGUACAUCGGCUCUCGGGGCUAGCCAGAUGAUUGUCGCCGCACCUAGUGCGAUUCAAUCACCGAUGCACUUGGUGCAGGAACUCAAAAAACCUAGUGUGGACAUUGAAAAGUUUAGCGGGGACCCAACCCGCUAUACUCAGUUUUGCCGACAAUUUAACGCGAGAAUUGUCAAAAAUUCGGAGUCGCACGACGAGUGCAUGAGCUUUCUGCUGCAGUUUACAUCCGGGGAAGCCCGUGAUGUAGCCCAGGGUUACGCUCACCUUGACUCUAAGAUCGGGUUUGAUGCGGCCAUCAAGGAGUUCCAGAGGAGGUACGGCGACCCUCGACAUGUCGCGCACAGCUACGUCAGGAAAGCUCUUGAGUGGCCUGUCAUCAGGGCCGAUGAUCCGCUUGAAUUGGACCGAUUCGGCAUCUUCCUUCGCGAGUGCCAGUAUGCCGUCCAGGUAGUCAAUGCGCUAGGAGUACUCGAGUACUCUGAGAACCUAAAACGUCUAGUGGGAAAACUACCGGUCAGGAUGCAUGAUCGUUGGAGGACGCUAGCAGACGUUGUUCAAGAAAAGGGACAAGUCGCCACCUUUAGCUUGCUGGUUGAUUUCGUCAUAAAGGAAGCCAGGAAGAUGACAGACCCUGUCUUCGGUAAGGCAGCCAUGCAGCCGCAAGUCGCACCGAAACCUACGCCAGACACGCCAAGGCCUACUCCGCGGCCAAGAGAGAGGUUUAGAACAAUCAUGAACACGGGGACUAAUCGAAACUCUGGCAAUGCUCAACCAGGUACCGACGCCAAUCAGCGCAAAUGUUCGUUGUGUCCGGACCAGCCUCCCCAUCGAUUGGGGCGUUGUAAGAAGUUCUUGGAUAAGACGGUCAAGGAUAGAAGACAGUGCGUUAGAGACUUGAAACUAUGUUUCAACUGCAUGAGGCCAUCUCAUCAAGUUCGUGAGUGUCAAACAUUGGCACGUUGUCGUGAGAAUGGUUGUGGGGCAGCCCAUCACACUCUGCUGCACGAGAACCAGGGAGACAGAGCCGUUGGAGGAUCGACAGUAGCUAAUACUGGCCGCAGUCCUAACCCCGUAGGAUCUAGGUCAUACUUCCAACUCCUGCCCGUGUAUGUGUAUGCCAAUGGUCGCUCACUCCCCACUGUCGCUCUACUAGACUCUGCGAGCCAGAUCACCAUCAUACGGUCUUCUUUAGCCAGGGAGUUGGGCCUAAAGGGUAAAGCUAGAGACUUGACUAUAAACACCGUGGAGGGUUCCGCGGUUAGACGAAGCCGGUCGGUUUCCUUCCAGCUAAAGUCUCAAGAUUUGGCCGUCAACUCGACGCUGUAUGUCAGUGAAGCCCAGUCCAUGGACUUGCCGUCUUUCCAGUGCGCCACCCAAGACUUUGACCAGAGUUGGGGACAUUGUCACAACCUCCCCCUCCCGCGGCAUAUCAAGCCAUCACAGGUUGAAAUCCUAAUCGGUAUGGACCAGCCCGAGGCACACAUACAGCUAGAGAUCCGAAGAGGCCGAGAGAAUCAACCCAUAGCCGUCCGUACCUGCCUUGGUUGGACCCUCAUGGGGGUGGGCGCCUGUCACGAAGACGCCGACAAUGCUUGUGUCAACAACCUGACUGUCAACGACGCAACGCUGCAUCAAAUGAUGGAAAGGUUCUGGUCCACUGAGUCCUUUGGUGUGAGCCACAGCUUUCUUCGUCCUACCUCGUCGGAAGACAAGAGAUCCGAGAAAAUCUUGAAAGAUACCAUCUCGAUGAUAGACGGGCGGUACCAAGUGGGAAUGCUGUGGAGAGAAGCCGACUCUGCCCUGCCGAACAACCUGCCGCUGGCACAACGCCGUUACGACCAUCUUCUGAAACGCUUUCAGAAAGACCCGGAGUUUGCCGAGCUGUACCAAGGGACGGUAAACGACUACGUCGAUAAGGGAUACGCGCGCAAGCUACCACCUGAUGAAGCUAAGACAACAUCCAAGAGAACUUGGUAUCUUCCUCAUCACGGGGUUGUUAACCCCCACAAGCCCGGCCGUGUUCGUGUCGUGUUCGAUGCAGCAGCCUCCUUUCGAAAUGCCUCACUGAAUGGAGCCCUGAUGACUGGCCCAGACCUACUGAACAGUCUCCUCGGUGUCCUGCAGAGAUUCCGAAUGUACGACACAGCCCUAGCUGCAGAUGUUGAGGCAAUGUUCAUGAGGGUGAGGGUUACCUCGGACGACGCUGACUCACUGCGGUUCCUCUACAAGCGCAACCUGGAAGACGAAGGACCACCUGAUGUCUAUCGCAUGGAGUCACAUAUCUUCGGAGCCAGCUGCUCGCCUGCUUGUGCAAACUUCGCAUUGAAGCAAACUGCCAAAGACAAUGUCGCUUUCUUUAGCCAAGAAGCGAUUCAAGCCAUCGAGAAUGACUUCUACAUGGAUGACUUCAUCAAGUCGAUAGAGGGCGUCCCUCCUGCCGUGCUGCUAACCCAAGAGCUGGUAGAGUUAGCCGCCAAGGGAGGAUUUAGACUCCAUAAAUGGGUGUCUAAUGCGAGGGAAGUCCUAGCCGCGCUAAACGUUACCGAGACAGCCGUACAGGAGCUUGACUUCGACCAGGCCGACAUCCCAAGCCAGAGAACUCUAGGAAUGCGAUGGAACAUCCAAGAAGACACGUUCACCUUCAGCUGUCAACCGAAGGACACACCAUUGACUAAGCGAGGACUCGUCAGCACCAUGUGUUCAGUCUUCGACCCAUGUGGCUUCAUCUCGCCGUUCAUCGCUCGAGCCAAGUUUAUGGUACAAGACCUCUGGCGUGAACACCUAGACUGGGACCAGCCCUUGCCCGACCACCUGCAUCAGAAAUGGUUAGCCUGGCUGUCCGAAUUAGAGCAUCUGAAGGCCGUCCAGAUUCCAAGACAUCAUCUCGACUUCACCUCCCAAGUGAAGCACAUCGAGAUUCACGUAUUCGGUGACGCGUCAGAAGCCGGCUUUGGUGCAGUUGCCUAUCUCCGUUACGAGACGCCUAAGGGCGAUAUCCGCUGCUCCUUCCUUGCCUCAAAGACCCGUGUGGCGCCGUUGAAGGUUUUGACGAUUCCAAGACUGGAAUUGCAAGGAGCUGUCUUAGCUGCACGCCUGGGAGUCAUGCUGGAGGCAGAACUGAAGGUCAAGGUCGUUAGAAGAAUCCACUGGUCAGACUCCGAGGUUGUCCUCAAGUACCUGCAAAACGACACCAAAAGAUUUCGUCCUUUCAUCGCGAACCGGGUAGCUGAAAUCGUGGAUCUCACCGACCGAGAUUUAUGGCGUCACGUACCCACGGACCAGAAUCCAGCCGAUCUUUGCACUAGAGGGCUACAGAUAUCGUCCUUCAAAGAAGAUGCCGGCUGCUUAUGGUUUCACGGACCCCAGUUCCUGAAGCUCACCAAGGACUGUUGGCCUGCCACCAAUCUUGGCUCAACAUGUCUCGAUUUGUCCGAUCCUGAGCUGAGAACCACGGUGCACAACCUUACGGCAGCGACCGGGCCUAGUGACGACAAUGCAAAUGACGACGCAGUAGAUGUUGGUCAGCCAGGUCCAAAUCAGAUACCUGAGGUCAAACCUCCAGCAACCUUUAACCUGGAGUCCAUCCUCAACCCCGGGGAUGUCUCAUCUUGGUCUCGAUUGGUCAAGAAGUCAGCAUGGAUACAGCGAGCAGUCCAGAACUUCACAUCAGCCGUGUCCAGGCUGGGUCAUAAAGCCAAGCGGGAUCCCAACUUGACCGCAGAGGAGCUUGAGGCAGCCACGCUGUUCUGGGUACGCAUCGCCCAACGAGAAGUGUUUACUGAAGAGUUGGAGUGUCUUCAAAGAGAGCAGCCAGUCGGUCAGAAAAGUCGUCUCGUCAACCUAGGACCGUUCUACGAUGAAGCCAGCCGUUGUCUGAGAGUUGGUGGUCGACUGCGUAAGGCCUCGAUUCCAGAAGAUGCCAAGUUCCAGCUGAUACUCCCAACGCGACAUCCCGUCACUCACCUGAUCGCCAAACAGACUCAUCGCCAUCUUGCCCACUGUGGUCAAGAACACCUGGUUGCAGAGUUGAGGCAGAAAUACUGGCCAGUACGGGCCAGGGAAGCAGCUAAGCGAGCAAUCCGAGAUUGUCUGCUCUGCGAGCUCCAGAAAGCUAAGCCGUGCAUCCCGAGGAUGGCUGAUCUACCAGCACCUCGCUUGCAGGCCACCGCCGGUCCGUUUGCUUACUGCGGUGUCGACUAUUGGGGGCCCAUGAUGGUGAAAGAGAGAAGAAGCACCGUCAAAAGAUGGGGGUGUCUUUUUACCUGUUUGUCUACUCGCGCCCUGCAUCUGGAACUUGCGGACAGCUUAGAAACUGACGACUUCCUGCUGUGCCUGCGCAACUUCAUCGGUCGGCGCGGCCAUCCCAAAGAGAUGUUUAGCGACAACGGGACUAACUUUAAGGGUGCAGACGCUGAAUUGGUCCGCUGUCUCCAAGACCUCAACCAGAAUAAGAUUCUGGGCAGCCUCUCGCCGCAAGGUAUAACGUGGCACUUCAACCCGCCCUCAGCUCCACACUUCGGAGGAGCCUGGGAAAGACUAGUCCAGUCAGUCAAGACCGCGCUGAAAGCCACAAUGAAGAAUACGCUAGUCUCCGACUCCGUGCUACGAACAGCGCUGAUCGAAGUGGAAGGAGUCCUCAAUAGCCGACCCCUUACCCACUGCAGUCCCGACCCAGACGAUUACACUGCUUUGACGCCAAAUCAUUUUCUGAUUGGCCGUGCUGACAACAAGAUUUCUCCCGUCGUCUGCCAGGACAAAGAAAUCAACAGUCGUCGUCGUUGGCGCCAAUGCCAAGUAAUCGCGGAUCGUGUGUGUCGUCGCUGGAAAUCGGAAUAUCUACCGAAGCUUACGCAGAGACAUCGUUGGCUAACCGAUCCUGUCAAGACCGUCUCCGAGGGAGAUCUCGUGAUGCUAAUGGAGGACAACCUGCCACGCGGAAAAUGGGAACUAGGACGCAUCAUUGCCUUGUACCCAGGAGACGAUGGGAAGGUUCGUGCGGUUGACGUCAAGACUCCGAGGAACGUCUUUCGACGACCAGUCACCAAGAUCUGUAUCCUGGAGGAGAACGUUUAA
Molecule: messenger RNA, 5412 nt
Organism: Lineus longissimus
Lineage: Eukaryota; Metazoa; Nemertea; Pilidiophora; Heteronemertea; Lineidae
Exons: 1
Coding region: 1-5412 (1803 amino acids)
Biological process (GO): DNA integration
Molecular function (GO): nucleic acid binding
Source: RefSeq, a predicted model, not a curated record